AUGCCUGUUCAUUACUUUCUAUCUAUCUAUCUAUCUAUCUAUCUAUCUAUCUAUCUAUCUAUCUUCAUGAGCUACUGCAAAAAAAAGGGAUUUGUUCGUUUAUUUAUUGCAUUUUGGUUAUUUAUUUGUUCAGGUAUCCUGCUAGUUGGUGCCGAAAUCCAGUGCUACCAGUGUACAAGCACUUUCCUUGACACCAACGGGAAACCGAUAGCAGGAAAAGAAAACCCAAACUGUCCCGUGGAUGGUACAGUGAAGCCUGACGCCACUUAUUCGGAGUCUUGCAGUGAGAAAUGCCUUAUGAGAACCGGUUUGCGAAACGCUGGUGUUGUCAUUCGAUCUUGUUCUGCCCAAAUUCCGCUGCCGCAACCUCUUCCUGAAAAUGGCUGCUAUUCUCACCAGGGAGACAUCCACUGCCUUUGUAACACAAGUUACUGCAACGGACAGGCUAUGAAUGAGCUUCUCAGAAAUCGAACGCUUAAAGAUCUGAAAUCAUUGGCUCGUGCUGCUUCUGAAGAAUAUGAAAAGAACAAUAAAGGAAAUGCAGGGGACAAGAAAGAUGGCCCGCACCAGUGUUACAUCUGUCAAAGUUCGUACCAGGGGAAAAUGAAUGAGAACUGUCCAGGGGACCACCAUAUCAAUGCAGGACCAACGAUUUACAGGAGUAAUUGCUCCGGUCCUUGCUACAGGAAAACAUUUCUUUCUUUCUUUGGUCAAUCGUGUCAACAUCAUUGUUUUCAUUCAUUUUUCUUUUAUUCCAGUGUCUAUUCAUAUCUAUUCUCAAUAACUCGUUCUUUCUUUCUUUCUUAUCUUUUCUAUCUAUCUAUCUAUCUAUCUAUCUAUCUAUCUAACUAUCUAUCUAAUAAAAACCUGUCCGCAUACAUCGUUUAUCGCUUCCCUAAACCAACCCCUAAGGACGGAUGUUACAAAUAUUACGUUGAUGUCUGGUGUAUCUGCCGUGGUCAUUUGUGCAACACAAAACCCUUAGGUAAAGCACAGAACAAAGAGCUCGAUUAUAUGGUGGAUAUCAAAAGCAAAGGUUCUCGUCACCUGACGAUGAUGUCACUUGUUUUAAUGACGGCAGGAGCGGCCAUAUUAAGCACAGAAUCUACUAGCAUCGACGGAGAAUGA
This is a messenger RNA of Acanthosepion pharaonis, 1128 nucleotides long. NCBI's taxonomy places the organism in Eukaryota, Metazoa, Mollusca, Cephalopoda, Sepiida, Sepiidae. The record is from the annotation of a GenBank genome assembly.